Molecule: messenger RNA, 1574 nt
Organism: Leptinotarsa decemlineata (Colorado potato beetle)
Lineage: Eukaryota; Metazoa; Arthropoda; Insecta; Coleoptera; Chrysomelidae
Source: RefSeq, a predicted model, not a curated record
UAAAUAUGCUUUGAUAACAGCAAUAAACCACAGUCAGUCGUAUUGAAUUAUUCCAACCAUGGCUAUGCGUGACCAAAUUGUCUGUUGGGUUGGGAAAUCUGUAGCCGAAGAAAACUUGAAGAACUAUUCAAUCGACAUAACCGGAGGUACUGAGAAUGAUCAAGGCUACAUGAGCGACAUAGUGUUCGUGGAAACUAAGGGCACUACUAAGGACAACGAGCCAACAAGUUUGCAUUUGGUGGUGAAGCAUGCCAAAAACAACAACCACCUAAGGAAAGCCAUGCCGAUAGACGAGAUAUUCGAAAAUGAAAUAUACAUGUACCAAACGGUUUUUCCCGCUUUCUUGAAGUUCCAACGCGCCAAAAAGGCCACGGAGCUGUUCGACUGUACUCCCAGAUGCCUCUACUCCUCCUCUUCUGGAAGUAUGGAAGUCUUAGUUUUGGAAAACCUGAGAAUGAAGGGGUACCAGCAAUACGACAGGAAAAAACCCAUGAAUCUAGCGCAUUGCAAGGCCGUUCUACAACGAUAUGGAAUAUUACACGCGGUUUCUUUUGCGCUGAGACAGCAAGACGCCAAAACCUUUGAUGAUUUGGUAUCGAAACUAGGAGAUCCAAAUUCAACAUUAUUCAAAUCUUCUAACAUCGGCAAAGUUUACGAUGAUUCGUUUGUACUUGCCUUGGAAAUGUUCGAGAAGAAUGGCGAUUCGGAUAUACACGAAAAACUCAGGAAACUAUUGGGGAAAGGAUGUAGUACAAUGGUGGAGGAAGUACUCAGAGCGAUGUAUAUUGAACCUCAAUCUGUUAUAUCGCAUGGGGAUUGCUGGUGUAAUAAUUUUCUAUUCAAAUAUGAGGGAGGUGAUUGUAACAUCCCUUCGGGUGUAUCAAUUCUAGAUUGGCAGUUUUCAUCCCUGAGAUCUCCAGUUUUUGAUCUCUCGUACUUCAUAUAUGCUGUUUGUUCCAAAACGGAACUGGAAUCCUUCGAAGAGUUACUGCAAGUCUACUACAAAUCCUUCGCUGCUCAUUUGACUGACUUGGGAAGUGACCCAGAAGAAGUAUUCCCAUAUGCUGACUUGAAGAUACACUGGAAAAAAUACUCCCUGUAUGGAUUCAUACACAUGAUACCGGCACUUAGAGUUAUUCUUUGUGACAAGGAUAAAGCUCCUUCCCUCAACGACUGUGAAGAGGGCGCAGAGUUCGGGGAUGUUUUCAAACUAGGAUUAUUGGGAGGGGAAGCUUUGGUGUAUGAUAGGUUGAAAGCAGUUGUUUCACAUUAUUUUGAGUUUCAAGAAAAAAAUAUUUGAGAAAUGUACAGGAGGAUAGGCUUUUCAUUCAAUGAAUAGUUACAUAAGAUAUUCUAAAGAUGAGGUUUCAAUCUAAAUGGUAUUUGUACACCUACGAUCGCAAAUAUUGCAGAUGUCGAAGGAUUCGCUACUUUUCUCAUUGAAAAUUGAUAUGAAGAAUUGUGAUUUGAGGUUUUUCAGUUCAAAGAAUGGAUAUUUUCAUUAGCAUCAUUUUGAGUAUAUUUUUGUAUUCACUGAAUCUCCCAUUUUGAGAAUAUAACGACUCUAGACCUAA